CAGAAGAGGGCAAAAAUAUUUACGAAAAGCUUAGAAAAUGCAAAUCGGCUCGGGAGUCAUCCUGGUUCUGAGUUUAUUGUUUCUGGUGGACAGAUCUUUGUCUCAGUCACCAAUAAAACAAAACAAAACUAAAGUCCUCAUCCUUGGUGCCGGACUGGCUGGAAUGAAAGCAGCGAAAACGCUAUUGGACAGAAACAUCACCGACAUUCUGAUUUUGGAAGGGAAGAAUUACACUGGAGGAAGAGUGCAUGCAAUCCAGUUUGCUAACCACUCCAUUGAAGUGGGCGCAAACUGGAUUCAUUUUGUGAAUGACGGCGACACUAAACCUAUUUUGGAUCGAAGGGACGCAAAUAAAAUGCAUGGUCUUGACUCUAAUUACUCAGACAUACUGGUGAGGGACGAAGGGGGAAACGAUAUCACUGAUUUUGCAGUUCUACGUGAGUAUAAUGACAGAAUCGAGCACAAAGUUGAAGAUUACAUAGAAAAAAGGGAAGGCCAGCCAGACUUCCCCGCCCGAGUUGGUAUGCAGCUGAUGGGAUGGUCAGCUAAACAACCCAUAGAAAACGUCAUUGAAUAUUUCAACUUCGAUUUCGAGUUCGCGAAGCCUCCAGAAGAGGUUUCCUUUUUCAGUUUGUUCGAGCGCGGAGAAGACUUUUUCAUCGCUGAUGGGCGUGGGAUAUGGUCCAUGUAUGAGGAUCUUCACAAGCCAUUGGAAGCGAAAACUUUACUGGGAAAAUUAAUCACAAAAAUCAAGCGUAAUUCCGAUUCCGUUGAAGUACAGACCUCCGAUGGUUGGAGUUACGUGGCAGAUUACGCUCUUUGUACAUUCAGCUCCGGAGUUCUGGCAAGCGACUUGGUUACUUUUGAGCCAGCCCUUCCAGAUUGGAAAAAAGAGGCCAUUUUCAAAAACCCGAUGUCGUCGUACACGAAAAUUUUUCUAAAAUUUCCAAAGAAGUUCUGGGAUGAUCACGAAUACAUCCUUUUCGCUUCCAAACAGCGCGGGCGUUUCCCUGUAUGGCAGGACCUGUCAAGACCUGGGAUCUUUCCCGUUUCGAGUGGAAUGCUACUGAUCACCGUGACAGGGGCUGAAGGACGAAGGAUUGAGGGACAAUCAUUUAACGAAACAAAGGCAGAAAUCAUGGGAAUGCUGAAAACAAUUUAUGGAAAGACAAUCCCUGAGGCAACAGGUAUCUACUAUCACCGCUGGUCAAAAGAGCCGCUGACGCAGGGCGCGUAUUCGGAUGCAGUAGUGGGUAUGACUUCUAAGGACUGGGAGAACAUUGGAAAAAACCUGGGGCGACUGUACUUUGCUGGCGAAGCGACGAGCAAAGAGUGGUACGGCUACAUGCAGGGUGCUUACCUGACCGGCGACGAGAAAGGGAAGAUGAUCGCUGAAAAAAUAUCUCCGAGUGAAACUUCCGGCAAGCCAGGAAAACCGAAGAGUGAGGCAACACUUGCCAAGCUGUCCUCAAUGGGAAUAUUGUUGCUCCAGUUGCUCCCUCUUUGUUUCAUAUCCAUGUGGUAUUAAACGAUGAAUUGUCAUUGGCCCUGAUAGCCUUGAAGCAGCCUUACUGAGUGAAUUAAUUUAACUGUAAUUUUGGUGAAACAUGCAUAUUGAGUAGAGGAGCCAUUAGGUGUAGUAAUGUGCUCUAUAGGAUGAGUUUUUAGCUUUGUGUCUGCUGUUCAAUAGAUCGUAAGUAAGGAACAAAUCUAGAUGCGUGUAUAACUCAGCUUAUCAUGUCAAUAUUGUAUUAGUGACACCUUUUUCUGUUCCAUCAUAAAGGUUCAUUUUACAAAGUC
This is a messenger RNA of Stylophora pistillata, 1800 nucleotides long. RefSeq lists its product as uncharacterized. Gene Ontology annotation, molecular function: oxidoreductase activity. Lineage: Eukaryota; Metazoa; Cnidaria; Anthozoa; Scleractinia; Pocilloporidae. The record is from RefSeq and is a predicted model, not a curated record. Gene Ontology annotation, biological process: polyamine catabolic process.